Molecule: messenger RNA, 1076 nt
Organism: Vespa mandarinia (Asian giant hornet)
Lineage: Eukaryota; Metazoa; Arthropoda; Insecta; Hymenoptera; Vespidae
Cellular component (GO): membrane
Source: RefSeq, a predicted model, not a curated record
UGCUCCUAGUCCCCUCACCGCCCCUGUCUUCUUGGCUCGUCAUCAAGAACGGUUCGGUUAGUUCUUGUUCGUUCGUUAGACCGUACGUUCUCCCGAUCUUUAAAUCGCAAAAUUCAUCCAUUCAAAACAAACGUGUAAAACGUUGAAUGAAUGAAGGACAACGAAAGAAGAUUGAAACGUCGAAAAAAGAUUGUAGAAGAAAAAGUAUUCGAAUGUGUUUCGUCGGUGACAUGAUCGGACAAGUUGCGAGAUCGUCUUAUGAAAGAAGACUGUUGAAGAUCUAGUGAUGCAGUGACGUUGACGAACAGAGAGAGAGAGAGAGAGAGAGAGAAAGAGCGAGAGAGAGAGAGAAAGAGAAAAAAAUGAAAACGAAAGCGAAUCUAGUUGGGUUUCUGUUGUUGGCAAUCUUUUGUUAUAUCGUUCGGGCAUUACAAAACGUUGAGUCGAUUGAAUCGUUGAAUGAAGAAACAAACAAACAGAAAAAAGAAUGCUCUGAGAUGCGUAUUCUAGAUGCUACCAAGAUUGUUAAAGAUAACAACAAAAUUGACACGCAUGGAAUUUUUCUUUUAAAUCGUCUCAAUCAGGAACAUUCGAAAAAGGAUCAAAAACAAAAUGCUAAAAUAAAAACGGUUAAUGGAAAAAUUAACAACGAACUACGAGGUCGACCGAAAAGAAAGAAACGUCGCAGAAGACAUCGAGCCUUGAUGGCACUGCUAUUGGCAUACAAAAUGAAGUUUAUAGCAUUGAUACCAACAAUGUUAGGUGGUUUGAUCUUACUAAUCGGUAAAGCACUACUCGUGGGAUUCUUCUUCUCUCUUUUUGCUGCUGUCUUAAGUCUGAAGGGCCACUAAAAUCUACGUAUGUACAUGCGUCAUCGAUGAUAGAAUGAAAAUAUCAUCAAAACCUGUUUAAAAAUGUUCUGUGCUCAUGGAAAUAAGAAAAAAGAAAUCAAAAGGACGAAUGGAUUCAUUCAAUCAAAACGGGUGAUAUAUGAUUACUCGUAUCCUUGAUAUUAAAAAUUUUCAUGUAACCAAUCAUAUUUCUUCAUCGUUAAUUUCGGGUUAACAAUGAGUUCA